Messenger RNA from Caenorhabditis briggsae, 942 nucleotides. Bases 1 to 942 code for a protein of 313 amino acids. The record is from RefSeq and is a predicted model, not a curated record. The transcript has 6 exons. NCBI's taxonomy places the organism in Eukaryota, Metazoa, Nematoda, Chromadorea, Rhabditida, Rhabditidae.
AUGGAACGCCAACCAUUCAGCAUAGCCGAGUUGUUAGCAGGUAGUAAAGCACAAGAAGUUCCAGCCAUUGGAUCAGCGCAUCAACUUGCUGCUGGACUUCUCAGCAAUAAUGUGCUCAAUUCGUGUUUGAUGAUGACAUUUCUCUGGAACCAACCAAACGGGGUUACUACAGACGACGAAGGAUCAGUGAGCUCAUCUUCGACAAAACCGUCGCUCUCCUCUAUCGGUAUUUCUCCUGGCACCAAUGAUCAACAGCGAACCAGCGGAGUUCCAGCUGUCGGCUCAGCGCCACAAGCUCUUGCUGGACUUCCCACCAACAACAUGCUACCUUUGUGUUGGCUUAUGCCAUAUCUCUGGAACCAGCCAAGCGGGAUUCCUGCAGACGAUGAGGGAUCAACAUGCUCUUCUUCUACAACACCGUCGCUCUCCUCAAUCGGCAUUUCUGCUGGCACCAAGUAUCAUCAACAAGGUCCUGUGCAACAUUCUACCAAGCAGAUCAAGAGGUUGCUUCUUGACAGAAGAAAUCGCCAAAAAGCGAAGCUUAUCCCAAAGCCAGCUCUUCUACCAGGGACCGCGGAGUGCGAGCAGCGUUAUGAAGAAGCACUGAAGCACCAUCAGAGCUCACCAGUCCAAAAUGACAUAUUUCUGGCCAACCUGAUGUGCCUCAGUCUUUUCCAGCCGCUAGUUCCCAGUCGGUCCAUGCCACAGGAGGUUCCGUUCAGAGCAUGCACUGAUAUGGAUCUAUUUUGUGCCUGGAGACGGGAAAAGUGUGCGACCAGCUCGAAAAAUGCUAAAUUGGAGUGGAAAUGUCUCGCCGAGGACGCUAGGAGCAUGUGGAAAAAGAAGGAGGAGAUGGUGUUUGAGGAGUUCAUGGUGCAGGUGAAGGCGGGAUUCAUUCGCUUCCAGCGAACCAGUCGUCCCAGAAAGUUCACUGGUAAUUGA